Messenger RNA from Raphanus sativus (radish), 1286 nucleotides. RefSeq lists its product as uncharacterized. The transcript is spliced from 6 exons. The record is from RefSeq and is a predicted model, not a curated record. The coding region runs from base 334 to 1017 and encodes 227 amino acids. Lineage: Eukaryota; Viridiplantae; Streptophyta; Magnoliopsida; Brassicales; Brassicaceae.
AAAAUAAAAGAAAUCUUAAGACAAGGGGGGUAAGAGGUUCUGGAGAGUUCCAUUCUCUCUAAAACGUGUAUGUUUGAGAGAUACAGAGGAGAGAAGAGGAGACACCAAAAAAAAAAAAAAAAACAUUUUUCUCCCCUCUCGUCUCCAAACUUCUUCUUUGAUCGUCUACGAUCUCCUAUCAAUCCCUAAUCAUCCAGAAGAUCAUUGCCUCGAGUCCGUUGAAUCCACUAUAGUACCAAAGUUCUUAUAGAUAUUGAACUGUGGCUCUGUUUUUUUUGGUAGUUGAAUUCAUCGAAAGAAUAUAUAUAUUUUUUUUUGUCUUCUUGUAAGGUAAUGGCGUCGAAAGGCAACGAUGAUUUGUAUGGUGUUCUGGGUUUGAAGAAGGAAUGCACCACCACGGAGCUUCGUUCUGCUUACAAGAAGCUUGCUCUUAGAUGGCAUCCAGAUCGUUGUUCAUCAAUGGGGGAUUCGGAGUUUGUAGAUGAAUCAAAGAAGAAGUUUCAGGCUAUCCAAGAGGCUUAUUCUGUUUUGUCUGACUCCAACAAGAGGUUCCUCUACGACGUUGGAGCUUACAAUAGUGAUGAUGAUGAUCAUGACCAAAACGGAAUGGGAGAUUUUUUGAACGAGAUGGCUACCAUGAUGAACCAGUCAAAGCCUAGUGAGAAUAACUCAGGGGACAGUUUCGAACAGUUACAAGAUCUGUUUAAUGAGAUGUUUCAAGGAGACGCUUCAGCAUUCUCCUCGUCUUCAUCUUCUUCAACUUUCACUUCCUCUUGUAGCUUUGCUUUUGACACCAAUGUUCAGCAGUCACCGUUUGUGACAAACUCGAUGGGGACGAAUGAUCCUUUCGCGUUUGAUCCCAGAGCUCACACCUUCUCUUUAGGGGUGGAACAUCAGCAGGAUUUCAAGAAGGGGAAGAACAAUGGCGGGAGAAGAAACAGGAGGAAGAACAAUGCUCAGUCAGGUGCUCACGAGACGUCGACUUCUUCAAACAACUAUGGAGUCCCCACUUCAUAGUCUUUUUGAAGACCAUCUUUUUUUUUGCUAACUCAUCUCCACAUUUGUCGACUAGUCACACAGAAGAGGACUUGUUCUGGUCUUCUCAACUCAAAGCGUUGUCGUUUGUAAACUACCCUUCUCGUUGGUUCUCUCGGAGUUUUUAUUUCUCUCUCUCUCUCUCUACUCUGUGAUUGAAUUGUUCUCCUAAGCAAGAGUCUUUAACAGCAUCUAGAGAUUGAUGAAUUCAACGAAUACUUGUCCUAAAUUCUUAAUUGGUUUUCUCAACA